Molecule: messenger RNA, 446 nt
Organism: Neogale vison (American mink)
Lineage: Eukaryota; Metazoa; Chordata; Mammalia; Carnivora; Mustelidae
Gene: FREY1
Product: chromosome 7 C11orf94 homolog
Exons: 3
Coding region: 147-446 (99 amino acids)
Source: RefSeq, a predicted model, not a curated record
GAAGACCAAAUCUCUGCUGGACAUUUCUGGCCUGGCCGAGCCCUGGAACCCUGCCCUUUGUGAGGUGGCCUGGGAGUGGGCAGCAGUUCCGUCCUUCUGCCGGGGGAGGGGCAGGCAGAAGCCAGGGGACAGGGACCUGAUAGGAGAUGGUUCUCGCCAUGCUGGGGGCUCUGCAUCCCAGGGCUGGGCUGAGCCUCUUCCUCCUCUACCUGGUCCUGGCAGCUGCACUCCUCCGCCCCCAGCCACUGAGGCCUCAGCAAUCUGUUCCUGAAGAAUUUUCAGCCCCUCUGCAACUCUCGCAGCCACUUUCCGGCCUAGUGGAUGACUAUGGGGUUCGACCCAAGCACCCCUGGCCACGAGGGCCUCGACCCCUCCUCUCCCGAGCCCAGCAGCGCAAGCGUGACGGGCCAGACAUGGCCGAGUAUUACUACGACGCACACCUGUGA